Molecule: messenger RNA, 1632 nt
Organism: Triplophysa dalaica
Lineage: Eukaryota; Metazoa; Chordata; Actinopteri; Cypriniformes; Nemacheilidae
Gene: ppp4ca
Product: protein phosphatase 4, catalytic subunit a
Exons: 9
Coding region: 327-1262 (311 amino acids)
Biological process (GO): double-strand break repair via homologous recombination; peptidyl-serine dephosphorylation
Cellular component (GO): nucleus; cytoplasm
Molecular function (GO): protein serine/threonine phosphatase activity
Source: RefSeq, a predicted model, not a curated record
AAACGCAAAAAGAAGAAGACGCUGCCCAAGUGCCCAUCCGCUUGGAUGCGUCUGUGUUCACACUUGCGGUACGGCGCCUUUGCAACUUACCAUCUACAAAAGAAGCAGCCGAUGCCCAAAAUAAUUACGUAUAAAGUGCAAGUUUUUUUAUUUGUCUAGACAUUGUUGGGAACCAUCUUGGUGUGUGUAAGCAUGUGCACGACCUCAUAGCCUUUUCAUUUCUUGGGAGUGAAUGAGUGAGUGUGUGGUCUCUGUGAGACUAUCAAAGCCAGUGAGAGGGGUUGGCAUCAGCCUCACAUUGAGGAGUAUUGUUGUGAAGUGUAUGCAUGUGUGUCAUCAUGGGGGACGUCAUUGACCUGGACAGACAGAUCGAGCAACUCAGACGCUGUGAACUUAUCAAGGAAAAUGAAGUCAAGGCAUUAUGUGCCAAAGCAAGGGAGAUCCUGGUUGAAGAGAGUAAUGUUCAGAGGGUAGAUUCCCCAGUCACAGUAUGUGGUGAUAUACAUGGUCAGUUCUACGAUCUAAAAGAGCUUUUCAGGGUGGGGGGUGAAGUUCCAGAGACAAACUACCUCUUCAUGGGAGACUUUGUGGACAGAGGCUUCUACAGUGUGGAGACGUUUCUGUUGUUGCUAGCAUUAAAGGUGCGAUACCCUGACCGGAUAACACUAAUAAGAGGGAAUCACGAGUCAAGGCAGAUCACCCAAGUCUAUGGCUUUUAUGACGAAUGUCUAAGAAAAUAUGGCUCUGUUACAGUAUGGCGGUACUGCACAGAGAUCUUUGACUACCUGUCUCUCUCUGCCAUUGUUGAUGGCAAGGUAUUCUGUGUGCAUGGUGGCCUUUCUCCAUCCAUUCAAACCUUGGAUCAGAUCAGGACCAUAGACCGAAAACAAGAAGUACCUCAUGAUGGACCUAUGUGUGACCUACUGUGGUCUGACCCAGAGGACACCACAGGGUGGGGUGUAAGUCCACGUGGAGCUGGGUAUCUGUUUGGUAGUGAUGUUGUAGCACAGUUUAAUGCAGCCAAUGAUAUCAGCAUGAUCUGCAGAGCUCAUCAGCUGGUUAUGGAGGGCUACAAGUGGCAUUUCAAUGAGACCGUGUUGACAGUGUGGUCUGCUCCCAAUUACUGUUAUAGGUGCGGUAAUGUGGCAGCCAUCUUGGAACUUGAUGAACAUCUCCAGAGGGAGUUCAUCAUAUUUGAAGCUGCUCCUCAGGAAACCAGAGGCAUCCCCUCAAAGAAACCAGUGGCGGACUACUUUCUUUGACCUUUCAGAUUAGAAGCAUCUGAAAUAGCUUUUAAUUUUUUUAAACUAAAUUUUAUCUGCACAACAUUAAGUACUUCUGUGAAUGGACCAGUUAAGGCAUUUUCUGCCUGUCUCUCAUUUUCUUUCACAUUAUUCCUCACAAACUUGUUUCUUUCAUCUUGUAAAAUGUAAGUAUUGAGACUCUCCCUAAUUGUGUGAUAGUUUUGUAUUUUUGAUCUUUGAUAUUUUUUCCAACUAAACAAUAAAAUGUUUGGAUUUAUAUAUUUGCAUACGAAUAUCUAUGCAAAAAUGGGCAUACUCAUAAAUGUACUUUUUCAAUUUAUGGUUGGGUAAUGAUGCAGAAAAUAAAGUUCUUUACAUUUAAACACCU